CUAAAUUGCGCCGUACUUUAUCCCAUCCCAUAAAACAUUAUAAGACAUCGAAGUCCCAAUUAACAUCGGAUCCAUCAACAUUGACAAGGAAGCUCGAAACCUUUCGAUAUCUAAAGGAUACGGAGGCGGCGAAUUUGCGAAUCUGAAAAACAUCGAGUCAUGGCAAAGAGGCUCCUGUUCAGCGGCGAAUUUCAGAACGGAGCUUUCUAAUUAAAAAAAACUACAGCAGAAUUUAAAGAGAAGCUGUCAAACAGCUGUUAAUCCUGGAGCAGGUGAAGGCAUGAGUGCUGCUGAUCUAGGCCUAUUGUUGAGGGGGGAGGGUGGUAAUGAAGACGUAUUGUUGGAAAUACUAGCUAGACUACCAAAUAGUCGAAAUGCAAUUCAUGGAGGCUUGGUGUGUCACCUUUGGCAUUCCCUCAUCUCUCAGCAGCAGUUUAUUCCCAGGUUUAUAGGCCUCCAGGAACAAAAGAAGAAAGAGCAGCCUUAUUCCAUCAUAUUCCGCAUGGUAGAUGUUUUUGAGCGAGCUCCAGAUGAGUAUUAUCGGCCCAUCUGCAAUCUAUUUUCGGAAGAAUCCAUGGUUCUCCACGGGGGAGAGACAGUCACAUCAUGUAGAAGUUAUCCUCCUUCAGGCAGCCGCGGCGGCGUCCAGCCACCUUCACCCAACAUGGUCAUAGGAGCAUCUUGCGGUGACUUGCUACUGUUGUCGCAAGGUGAACGCUACUAUAAGGGUCCAAACUCCCACUAUCUCUGUAAUCCAGUAACCAAACAGUGGCUCCAUCUCCCCGAUGUUUGGUUCGGAGACUUCUUGAUUGGGUUUGCAGUAGUACGCAUGCCGCCCACCCGUAACAGCUGUGGCAGUUAUGAAUACAAGGUGGUUUUCAUCCAUUUUCCCCACGAUCGUGGAGACAAUGAUUUUGCUCGGCUAGGGGACAGUUGGAAGUUUCAGAUGUCAAUUUAUUGUUCAAAAUCAAGAAAAUGGAAUGUUAAUUCAUGGUUUCGAUAUCCUGUACCCACUACCACCAAGACCCCUAGGCUUUUCAUCAACCCAAUCACUUGUAAUGGAACUAUUUAUUGGUUCAAUUGCGAUGUUGUUCCUGACUAUGUCAUUGCCUGUGAUUUGGCGAACAAUCCCCACUCUACUGCCUUUAUCGACCUUCCUGAAGGCUCUUUGGCUGGUGGUGGGAGUGUUGUUUCACUAGAGUUGGGUGCUGUCCAGGGGGAACUGAGAUUAUUCAACGUGUUCUGCCCGUCGUCGCGUGACCCGCAGCAGCCUCUUGAUCUCGUUGUUGUUAAAGUUUGGGAGUUGAAUCACAGAACCAAUUCUUGGACUCUCGUUCAUGACACAUGCUUCAAUGAUCGGCCGCCGCUUAAUGGCAUGCAAGUAGAAGAAGAAGAAGAAAACAAGUUCAACAUCCGUACGGUUGCUUUCCAUCCACACGAUGGGGACGUGGUCUUCUUGGUAUGCGGCUGUGGUGUUUUCCGGUAUCACAUAUCACGGGGUGUGUAUGAGAAAGUAGAUGAGCUCUGUAGUGUUUUCCGGUAUCACAUUACUCCACAAGGUGUGUAUGAGAAAGUCGACGAGCUCCUUCAUUCUGUGCCUCCAAACGAGCUUCUCACAUCAUUCACUCUCCUCCACUCUAUCUGGCCCAACACCAUGUUGCUCUCUCCUUCCGAAUAGAAUAUUAAUUGUUAUUACUCCCUCCGUCCCUAAUAACUUUGCCAAGUUUGACCGGCACGGGAAUUAAUAAAGUAAAAACUGUGUGGUUGAGGUUUGUGCAGAGGAGAGAGAAUUAACUGGAACCACAAAUUCUUUACUUAAAUGGGAAAGUGGCAAAGUUAUUGGGACAUCCAAAAAAGGAAAGUUGGCAAAGUUAUAAGGGACGGAGGGAGUACUAUAUUGUUAUUGCUCUCUCCUCCACUCUAUCUGGCCCAACACCAUGUUGCUCUCUCCUUCCGAAUAGAAUAUUAAUUGUUAUUACUAUAUUGGGACUAAGGCUUGGAUGUUGUUGUUGUUGUAUUACUAUAUUGUUAUUGUGCACACACUUACUAAUAGAAGAACAUUAUUGGUUGGGGAAUGUAAUCUUGACCAUGAGGCCGGGUUUUCAACAUUUGUCCUACAUUUUGAAAUUCUGUACCUUUUGUCCUUACAUUUGAUUGUUCCCCUCCCACUGCUCCUUUUUUCUUGUGCUCACUCAUUCUUUGUAUGUGAUUGCAUUAGACUAUGUCAUCUUAGACUUGUGCUGGCCGCUUGAAACAGGUCAUCCAUUGUAUGUCAUUUCAAUAAAAUAAAGUAUUCUAAUUGGAAUCCGA
Messenger RNA from Cuscuta epithymum, 2310 nucleotides. The record is from the annotation of a GenBank genome assembly. NCBI's taxonomy places the organism in Eukaryota, Viridiplantae, Streptophyta, Magnoliopsida, Solanales, Convolvulaceae.